CGUGACGUAUCGCUUCUGCAGUACGUCACGUGCUACACAUGCGCCAAUGAGAGGGCGUUAUCUAUCUACCCGGAAUUAGUCAAAGGAUUUUCCUGACAGCAGCACCCAGUCAGUCCAUGGCUGAAAACCAUGAGUUCAUUGGUCUUGGCUCUUCUCCGGUUGACUCUUCAGCUGCUGCAGGACACAGCUGGUUCCCUGGACCUCCUCCACCCAUCUAUUCCUGCACCCUGACCCCUGAACUGGUGGCCAAGGCACGGGAGGAACUGCAGGAAAAACCAGAGUGGCGUCUUCGAGAUGUCCAAGCACUGAGAGACAUGAUUUUGAAGGGGCAGCCAAAUCUGAGGACCAGGCUGGAUGAUGCCUUCCUCUUGCGGUUCUUGCGGGCCAGGAAGUUUGACUACGACCGCGCCCUGCACCUGCUCCUCAAUUACCACGCUGGCCGUAAAGCCUGGCCCGAGGUGUUCCAGGACCUAAAGCCAUCUACAGUCAAACAUGUCCUGGACCUGGGCUUUCUCACAGUUUUGCCUCGGCCGGACCCCAGAGGGUGUUACAUCCUUUGUCUGAGGCCUGGGAAAUGGAAACCAAACGAUUAUCCAUUUGUUGACAAUGUGAGGGCCCUUUAUCUAACUCUGGAGAAGCUGAUUCAGCCGGAGGAAACUCAAGUGAAUGGUAUCGUCAUCUUGGCAGACUAUACAGGAGUGGGCAUGUCACAAGCAUCCAACCCAGGACCAUUUCUUGCAAAAAAAGUUGUGAGCAUCCUCCAGGAUGGCUUUCCAAUCAGAAUCAAGGCUGUUAACAUCAUUAACGAGCCCAGGAUUUUCAAAGGCAUCUUUGCUAUAAUUAAGCCUUUUCUGAAAGAGAAGAUGGCAGAGAGGUACAUCCUCCACGGUUCCGACAUGCGCUCUCUGCACCGGAACAUCCCCCGGACGGUUUUGCCCGAGGAGUAUGCCGGCAUUGCAGGCCAACUGGACAUGCAUGAGUGGUCGCGACUACUGCUGGACUGUGAGGAGGAAUUUAUAGUGGAGUUCUGCCAGCCAGAUCCACUAGAGAGUGUGAUGCUCCCGGACACCAUGGUGUUUGAAGGAGACCAGGCCAGCCAGCAUGAUGACGACACCUACAGGAUGCUACGUUCUCAACUUUACUACUGUUACUGACAUGAACUGUAGACACACGCCCGUCACUGAGGGGACAUUUCCUGUUUCUGCAGAGAAAUGAGUGUGGACUUUGACUGGGCAAGUUGCCAAUAUCAUACAUGAUAUAUUUUACUAACUAAGCAACACUACUUUUGGGCUUCUCUCAUUAACACAAACCCCAGCAUUUGGUUAUGCUUUCAAGGCAGCUGCAAGGCUCUGGCAGUUUGGAUUUUGUAGUGAGCCAGCGCAUGUUUAGCCAGCGUUUGUGGUCCAUGAGAAGCUAUUUCUGGUAUUCAACAUUUUCCAUUGAGAAAGAAUUCUAAAAAUGGCUUUUCGCAUUUGUUUGUUUAAUGUCUGCAUACCAGCAGUCAGUCAUAUAUCGGGCCUUCUCGCUCUAUGUGCAUGAUUAGAUUGUCUGACACCAGAUUAAAAAUUGAGGCAGUUUUGUGCGCCUUAAACUGCUGUUCAUUGCUAGACGUGCAUCAUGUGAUGUUUGUGUACACCAAAGCAAUAUUCAUGUGUGCUGCCAUUGUAAGUGAAUAUAGAUCAUUAUUGUGCCCGAGAGGAAGAGCAGUUUGAUAGAUUUAAAUAUUUUUGGCUCAAUAUUUUAAUCAUACUGUGUGUGACAGCUUGAGAGGAUUAUUUUUCUAAGUGGAAAUAUUCAACUUUUUUUUUUUUAAUAAGUUUUUAAAUGUUCAUCAUUGUUUGGUUGUUGUUCCUUAUUUCUCAGUCUUAAUGUGAGAAAAUUACAGAUCGCAGGAUCAUAUGUGGCGUUGCACUAACUGUGAUCAAUUUGCCAAAUUUUACAGGCCAUGUAUCAAUUUACAUCUCAUCUUCUAGGAGCCUGAACCCAUUUUUCCUUUUUUUUUUUUAAAAAAAAGCUACAUCUGUUGUUAUAAGCUGUAUAUUGUUGCAGAAUAUUCAAUCAUGGUGGUGAAAACAGUAAAGUAAAGCUCAAAGUGCUA
This is a messenger RNA of Thalassophryne amazonica, 2098 nucleotides long. RefSeq names its product tocopherol (alpha) transfer protein-like (gene ttpal). Gene Ontology annotation, molecular function: phosphatidylinositol bisphosphate binding. NCBI's taxonomy places the organism in Eukaryota, Metazoa, Chordata, Actinopteri, Batrachoidiformes, Batrachoididae. Bases 117 to 1154 code for a protein of 345 amino acids. The record is from RefSeq and is a predicted model, not a curated record. The transcript has 6 exons. Gene Ontology annotation, cellular component: membrane.